Messenger RNA from Rhincodon typus (whale shark), 441 nucleotides. RefSeq names its product cilia- and flagella-associated protein 91-like. The record is from RefSeq and is a predicted model, not a curated record. The transcript has 3 exons. The annotation marks the transcript as partial. Lineage: Eukaryota; Metazoa; Chordata; Chondrichthyes; Orectolobiformes; Rhincodontidae.
GGUGAAGAGGAACGGUAUCUAGCUGUUAUUUAUCUGCAAAAAUUAAUAAGAGGAAGGACUGUUCAGAAUAUGAUGUUUGAAGGCAAGGAGAAGCGUAUAGAGCUGAUUCAGGAACUCCGCACCACCCAUGCACUCCAAGAGGACAAACAACUCCUGAAGCAAGCAGAAAUGGAGGCUAUAUUGGCCUUGCAACAUGAACGAGAUCUACAGCAGCAAAAGCUUUCUACAAUGGAAGAUUAUCUCUCACAUAUCGAAGGUCAUGUACUUGCAGACAUGUUUGACUUCCUGAAUAAGGAGCUGCUGCGACUGCAGGAGGAACGACGCAUCCAUGCAAUUGUUAUGUUGGCUGAGCGUCGCCGUCGCAUCAGGGAGGCAGAAGAAAGUGGUUUACGUCAAGUAGAGGAAAGACGCAGAAGGGAAGAAGAUGAAAUUUUCAAACAG